Athalia rosae (coleseed sawfly) is the source of this 1969-nucleotide messenger RNA. Its product is annotated as carboxypeptidase N subunit 2-like. Gene Ontology annotation, cellular component: plasma membrane. The transcript is spliced from 2 exons. NCBI's taxonomy places the organism in Eukaryota, Metazoa, Arthropoda, Insecta, Hymenoptera, Athaliidae. Gene Ontology annotation, molecular function: protein binding. The record is from RefSeq and is a predicted model, not a curated record. The coding region runs from base 311 to 1759 and encodes 482 amino acids.
GUCUACCGUAGUUCAGUCUCAACGUUGACGGUGCGCGACAGCCAGCAAAUACGGUCAUUUUAAAACCUGAACUGAUAUCGACUUUUUUUCUUAUUUUUUAUUUUUUUUUUUUUUUUGGCUGAAAACGAACCGAGCAACAUUGCAAUAACCACCGAGGACCGGAUAAGUUUUCGGUUACUGGCUGUAAAUUAUAUUUUAAACUACGGAUGGAAGACUCGAGCAAUACCACCAACGUGCUAUGAUUGGAUGAGAUCAGAUAUAAAGGAAAUCUUGGAUUCUAGUAUUCGGAUACAGUUGAAUCAGUUUAAACAUGAAGAAAAUAUUUCCUGUAUUAUUCGUCGCUAUUUUAGCAAAUUUUUAUCCCGUCUCGUCUAAUGGCGGAUGCAAGUUCGACGAGGUCGAUGGAUACUAUUUUUGCUUCGAAGCGACAUAUGGCGACAUCAAGGAGAUUCCGAAAAAUGCUCAAGAUAUAAGAAUCGCAAAAUCGAAGCUUCACGAUCUUCCCCCAAAGGCUUUCGCUGCAUUCAAUCUCACCAAAUUAUCUUUUGUCAUCACCGAAAUCAGAAGCAUUUCAUCGAACGCCUUCGACGGUCUUCCAAAUUUGCAGUUAUUGAUGUUCUACGAAUCGCUGAAUCAUUAUGACCGUAUAAAAACUUCGUGGUUCGGAAAAUUGAACAGUCUGAUAUAUCUAUCCAUCUCGGAACAUACCGUUCGCCACAUUGAUUCUGACUUCUUUUCGCUGGUACCCAAUCUGACUACUCUCCGUCUCGAGAAAUCUAAUCUAUGCUGUCUCGAAAUUGCACCCCUUAAAUCAUUGAAAAAAUUGAAUUGCGUCAUGUUCGGAGUUGACAAUGAUCACUGCAGUUCCACCUCCGAUAUUAUAGGAUGGUUGAAAAAUGAGCAAAAGAUUUAUCGGAGGAACUUUCCGAUGGAGAGACCAAAAGAGGUGAUAACGCCGCAACGGAAGGAUCCUGAAAUACCAUCGACCGAACUACGGGUUAGAACCGUGUUUGCCGCUCGGCAAGUUAACGAGCUCGAAAUAAACGAGGGAAAUGAAAUUUCGAUCGUCAGCGACACUCUGAAUUCCCUGCGGUUUAUAUCGGACGAUGUGCGAUCGAUAAAAUUCUCGAACUCUGAAAUUACCGAAAUACCAGAGUCCGCGUUUCAACGAUUUGGAAACAGUCUGAUCACCUUGUCAUUUCUAAACUGUAGUAUCCGAACUAUACACCCGAACGCAUUUAAGGGUCUCUACAAACUGAAAAAUCUCUCGUUGUUCAACAACAGUUUUUCUGCCGUUCGCAGCAAAUGGUUUGAAAGUCUCCGUAAUCUCGAAUAUCUCGCUUUAGAGGGUAACGAAAUCGAAUAUAUUCACCUUCGCGUGUUCCCCAUGCUUCGCAAUCUGAAAUAUCUGAACAUCGCGAACAACAAGAUAGAGUGUAUUCCCGUCAAUAAAUUCGGAUUACUGAAGAAUCUCGAACAGAUAUUUUUAGCGUAUAAUCCUUGGGACUGUCAGUGCCACGAGAUUCUUCGAAAAUGGCUACACAAGCAAAAAAUAAGAUACGUCACGUCACGAGGACCGUGCGAAAACGGAACGAUACUAAUGACGGAUGAUUUGUUUGAACAGAAUUUCGAAAUGCCGAACAAAAAAUUUACAGCACCUACCGAUGCAGAUGAAAUGGAAGAUGGCCAGUUCGAGAAUGCGGGAAGUUUGGUUUCGAUAUUCGAAAGUCAAGUUAAGGAAAUCGCUAACGAAAACUAACAAUAAGAUGAUAUGAUGAAAGAAUUGCAGCUAUGCGCUAAUUAGGGGUUGCUGAAACAUUUAACCGCUUUUCCUGUCCUCGGCGCGUAUAUGAUUACGAAUUCGUAUUCUUUGCAAUGUCUAUCAAUGUAAUAUUAGUCGAAACCUCGUUUGAGAAAAAACUGCGAACUUACUAAAUAAAAGAAGCUUUAUUUUAUUUUCGAACAAAAA